AAAAGAAGAAGCUUUCAUCUGCAAACAAGAAACUAAACAACCCCUUCAAUCCUUUUAAUAUAUAUACUUCUACUACUGCUUCAACUUGUGUGGUCUCUCUAGCUCCAUCUACCUCUUCUUCUUCACUUUGCAUGUGCUACUUUUUUUUAGUGUUUUAAGACCUCUUUUAGUCCUCGAAGCAACUUACACUCCAAAACUACAUUCUUUAACGAGCAUAUAGAUUUGCUUUUCUCAUCACAUUCUGCUUUGGUCCAUGAUAUGGGGUCUUUAUCAUCAAAUGGCUAAUAAACUUCAAUUUGUGCAAGUUUCUUUUUCGAGUUUUACUGGUAGCGAGUUGUGAGUAGCACAUACUAGUUGAAGAUUUGAAAAAAACCAACUUUGAGGCACGAGAAGGCAAGGGGAGGAAUAUAUAUACAAUGGCACCAGAAAAUAACUGGCUAUCAUUUUCACUCUCCUCAAUGGAAAUGCUGAGCUCUUCUGCUUCUCAACCUCAGAUGCUUCAGUCCACCAUGAAACUCGCUCCUUUUGAUGCUGAUUCUCAGCAACAUUACUACUACUCCGAUCACUUCUACACCAACGGGUGGCAAAACGCAAAGCCUGAAGAAGUCACAGAACAAAGCAACAUGAAUGUUUAUACCACCUUUCUAGACCAAAAUCAGGCACCACCAAAGCUAGAAGAUUUUCUAGGUGGUGACUCAACUGAGACUCAAGACUCGUCCUUGACUCAUAUCUCGGCUUCUGCUGCAGCAGCAGCUUACUUCAACGAUCAUCACCAUCAAGAUCUCAAAAACAUAACUGGGUUUCAGGCCUUUUCGACUAACUCGGGCUCAGAGGUUGAUGACUCGGCCUCUGUGGCGAGAACCCAAGUCAUGUGUGCUGAGUUCACCGGCCAGUCUAUUGAGUCGGGCACCGAGUUGGCCUAUCCCCAGUGCCCCACCGGAGCUCUGUCUUUGGGUGUGAAUGCCCAGAACCCUCCUGAUCAGAAAGCCAUUGUCGCUGUUGAUUCCCAGAGUUGUAAGAAAAUUACUGAUACUUUCGGUCAAAGGACUUCAAUCUAUAGAGGCGUUACUAGACACAGAUGGACAGGAAGAUACGAAGCGCAUCUCUGGGAUAACAGCUGUAGGAGGGAGGGCCAAGCCAGAAAAGGGCGUCAAGUUUACUUGGGUGGAUAUGACAAGGAAGAAAAGGCAGCAAGAGCUUAUGACUUAGCAGCCCUAAAAUACUGGGGUCCCACUGCCACCACCAAUUUCCCUGUUUCCAACUAUAGCAAAGAACUCGAGGAAAUGAAGCAUGUCACCAAACAAGAGUUCAUUGCCUCACUGAGAAGAAAAAGUAGUGGUUUCUCCCGUGGCGCAUCCAUAUACCGGGGCGUAACAAGGCAUCAUCAACAGGGUCGCUGGCAAGCUAGGAUAGGUCGCGUUGCAGGGAACAAAGAUUUGUAUCUUGGGACAUUUGCUACUGAGGAGGAAGCUGCAGAGGCAUAUGACAUAGCAGCAAUCAAGUUUAGGGGGAUGAAUGCAGUGACUAACUUUGAGAUGAACCGAUAUGACGUUGAAGCAAUCAUGAAGAGUGCUCUUCCCAUUGGUGGUGCGGCAAAGCGCUUGAAACUCUCUCUGGAAUCUGAACAGAAACCAUCCAUCAGCAACGAUCAGCAGACUCAAUGCAGCAGCAACGGCAGCAACACUAUCAACUUUGCUGCAUUUCAGCCAAUUUCUUCAGUUCCUUGCGGAGUGCCAUUUGAUAACACCCCACCACCUUAUUAUCAUCACAAUCUAUUCCACCAAAUCAGCUCCAAUAAUACUGCUGGUACUCCUGAUACUACUGGCCCUAUCUCCAUGAUAACUCCAGUGCCUCUACUCCCAUCACCGGCUGAGUUUUUCCUCUGGCCUCACCAGUCCUAUUGACAUAAUCACAAGCUGGUUUACGCUUUCGGCGUAAUUCUAUGAACCUCCUAAUGUUCUUAGCUCUAUUAGCUGUCGUCCCUGGUAUUUAUCUUAAAGCUGACCCUUCUCGUCUGACCCUACCUCUAAGACAUAUUAGCAUAGAUUUAACCAUGGCAUGGCUGGGAUAUGUGCUCGUAUGAAUGAAUCGACGGAUAAAGGUUUAGUUUUCUAGGUAGAAGAAGUUAAAACUUGUAAUUAUCUUUGACAGCUGAAUCAGACCUUGCUGUUGCUGGUUUAAUGGCGGUAUUGGAGCACUCGUUGUGGAAAAAUUUUGACUUCCCCAGAUUUCCAUGUUUUUGAGUAGCUCCUCCUGUAUCAAAUCAGUUUUGCUGAACGGUCCAGAACUAACAAAAUAUGAAAAUCAUACAAACA
Molecule: messenger RNA, 2315 nt
Organism: Coffea eugenioides
Lineage: Eukaryota; Viridiplantae; Streptophyta; Magnoliopsida; Gentianales; Rubiaceae
Product: AP2-like ethylene-responsive transcription factor AIL6
Exons: 9
Coding region: 417-1904 (495 amino acids)
Biological process (GO): regulation of DNA-templated transcription
Molecular function (GO): DNA-binding transcription factor activity; DNA binding
Source: RefSeq, a predicted model, not a curated record